This is a messenger RNA of Zychaea mexicana, 2008 nucleotides long. RefSeq names its product TAFII55 protein conserved region-domain-containing protein. The coding region runs from base 349 to 1515 and encodes 388 amino acids. Gene Ontology annotation, biological process: transcription initiation at RNA polymerase II promoter; RNA polymerase II preinitiation complex assembly. Gene Ontology annotation, cellular component: transcription factor TFIID complex. Lineage: Eukaryota; Fungi; Mucoromycota; Mucoromycetes; Mucorales; Lichtheimiaceae. The record is from RefSeq and is a predicted model, not a curated record. The transcript is spliced from 5 exons. Gene Ontology annotation, molecular function: RNA polymerase II general transcription initiation factor activity.
CAAACCUCAUGAAGUCUGGCCCAAAGUUGCUCGCGUUCAUUCUUUUGAUCAAAAAGAAUCUGGUCGAGAUGGCUUCCACGUGCUGUACCGUCUUCUGAACUCUCAAUUUUACGUUCCUCAGCAAUGAUUUGAUCGAAAUCGCGAGCUGCCUGUGCAAUAAUUUCCUUAAGUUUCUCUUCGAUCCACAUUUUAAAGUUUUCUUUUAUGUACAAGAAAGAUAUACAAGGAGAAAUAGAUAAUUUCUUGCGCGUUUGAUAACUAUCUUUUUAUUUUAUUUUUUCGGGGAACCCGCUCCUUCUUUUUCGUCAUAAUUUACAUACUCAAUAUACCAGCACAACAUACUCAAUAAUGGAAUCAGCAGCAUCAACAACGCCAACAGCAUCAGCGACAAUAGUAGCAGGAACACCCACCGACAAACCUGAAAAAUCAGAGAAGCCAGCAAAGCAAAAAGGCAAACGAUCACGGAAAAAUGCCGCAAAAGACAAGCCUAUAAAGAUCAAAUUGACAACAAGAGACAAUAGUGGAGUGGCGACGACGACUGGAAGAGCAGCAGCAGCAGCAGUAGCCGUUGCAUCGGGCAGUGGUAGUGGUGGUAGUGGCCAUCAAUCAACCAUGAGCGGAUCCGAAGAUGAAGACGAGCCAGAAGCAGCAAUCGAAGAACAUUUGAUUUUACGAUUACCGCAAGGCGAAACCUGUGAGCGGUUACGAGAAAGUGUACGAAAGCGAGAAGUGCCGGACGACGUGAAACUUACAAUGAAAGAUAGUAGACGAGGAUACUUUUGGAUUGGCGGGCGAAAGUAUGAUACGACGUUGAUGGAUUUGCCUACGAUCAUUGAAUCGCAAAAAACCUUUGAUAAGAAGCAAUUUUACAAGAUCGCCGAUAUAUCACAGAUGCUCUUAGUCGAUGAUGGAACUACUCCAUCAGAAGAAGCAAAUAGCCGUGUUAGCAGUAGCGAUCCCUAUAUGUUUCAACACGGCCUGACACCACCAUUAAAGUAUGUACGACGACGAAGAUUCCGCAAGAAGCUUUCUAAACGUGCGAUCGAAGAAGUUGAACAAGAAGUCGAACGGUUAUUAGAAGUAGACGCACAAGCAGAAGAUGUGCAAUAUGAGGUGUUUGAUAAUCGAGAACUGGAAAUGGAGAAUGAAUCGGAUGGCGGAACUCUUGAUAUUGAUAUGAGCGAGCCACCAGAGAGCGAAAGCGACGACGAUCUGGCUGCAGCUAUUGACCGUGAUUUGGAAGAACUCGACGAAGAUGAUCGAGAGGAUGAGGAUAAUGAAGAUGAGGACGAAGAGGAUGAAGACAGUGAUGAAGAGGAAGACGAAGACGAACGAGGUGAUACUGGUGAGAUUGAACAAAAACGACAAGAGAUUGCAGAAAUCAAACAAGCUAUUCAACGCAAGAGCGACAAUCUAAAGACAGCACCAAAUGCAAUGUUAAAGGUAAAGAAAAAGAGGUGGACAGUCCUGAUGGGAAAAAGUAAACUGACUAAACACACUUUUUUGUACGUAUAGAAACGAUUUGAGGAUGACUUGGAGAAACUCAAGAAGGAGCUUGCAUUGAAGGAAGCAUACUUGGCAGAGAUGAACAAGGAAAUCAGCAAACAGCAGCAAUAAACAACCAUAAUAAAAGUCAAGAGUGUUUUAUUGAUACUUUACGAAAAAAAAAAGAACUUGUUUAUACGUAAAGAAAGCAGUUAAAAGUGACAAUGACAAUAGCCUAGAGUGCCCAGAGUAAGUAUAUGGACCGCAUGCACAUACACACGGAUACUACACAGUGCACCUAGUUUUCAGUGUGGAAAUACAGCACUGCAGAAAAUUACUUUUCCGCAACGUUGAAUUAUUUUUUAUUAUCAUUUUCUUUUUUUAAAUAAUUGAGAGCCAACUAAGUUGGCUGCGGAAAAAUUGCCGUAGCACUCCCGAAGGAGUACUACAGACGGGUUAUUGGUUAUAGUUUUCAACCAGCAAUAAACCAGCAUCGGUAAGACCUCACUUGCGUGGUUUUGCC